Cynocephalus volans (Philippine flying lemur) is the source of this 2942-nucleotide messenger RNA. RefSeq names its product tripartite motif containing 45 (gene TRIM45). Gene Ontology annotation, cellular component: nucleoplasm. The transcript is spliced from 6 exons. Gene Ontology annotation, molecular function: ubiquitin protein ligase activity; protein binding; zinc ion binding. The record is from RefSeq and is a predicted model, not a curated record. NCBI's taxonomy places the organism in Eukaryota, Metazoa, Chordata, Mammalia, Dermoptera, Cynocephalidae. The coding region runs from base 318 to 2057 and encodes 579 amino acids.
AGGUGCAGGGGCAAGGAGUUGGCAGCAGGACUAGAACCUGGAAGCGCAUCCGGGGAGGAGGUCUUGGGGGGCAGAAGAGGACGUGGGCGUGUCUGGUAUGGGAUGCCAUGGAAAGGAUGGGGCCCUCCUGAGUAGAGUUGUGGGUGGCUCCUUUCAGGAAUCUUCUUCCCGUUUGCUCUUUUAUUUGCCAACGAGAGAAUCCUCAUGGUCUCUGUUCAAGUUCUGGAAACUUUCUCUUUGGGUGGGCUCAAUCACAUACUACUUCAUUGUAGAACCGCCCAGGGCCUUUUCUGAUACUGGGCACAAACGCUGGGGAUAUGUCAGAAAACAGAAAGCCGCUGCUGGGCUUCGUGAGCAAACUUCCCAGUGGGACUGUUCUUGGGAACUCAGGCAAGACUCACUGCCCUUCGUGCAUGGGGCUUUUCAAAGCCCCCAGGCUCUUGCCUUGUUUGCACACGGUUUGCACCACGUGUCUGGAGAAGCUGGAACCCUUCUCAGUAGUGGACAUCCGAGGGGGAGACUCUGACACAAGCUCUGAGGGGUCGAUAUUCCAGGAAUUCAAGCCGCGCAGUCUGCAGCCGCAGAUCGGCAUCCUCUGUCCGGUAUGUGAUGCUCAGGUGGACCUUCCCGUGGGAGGAGUGAAGGCUUUAACCAUAGACCACCUGGCUAUAAAUGACGUGAUGCUGGAGAGUCUGCGUGGAGAAGGCCAGGGCCUGGUGUGUGACCUCUGCAGCGACAGGGAAGUGGAGAAGAGGUGUCAGACCUGCAAAGCCAAUCUUUGCCACUUCUGCUGCCAGGCUCAUAGGCGGCAGAAGAAAACAACUUAUCAUACCAUGGUGGACCUAAAAGACUUGAAAGGCUACAGCCGGAUUGGGAAGCCCAUCCUGUGUCCUGUUCACCCUGCAGAAGAGCUGAGGCUGUUCUGUGAGCUUUGUGACCGGCCUGUGUGCCGGGAUUGCGUGGUGGGGGAGCACCGAGAGCACCCCUAUGAUUUCACCAGCAAUGUCAUCCAUAAGCAUGGGGACUCUGUGCGGGAGCUCCUCAAAGGCACCCAGCCCCACGUGGAGGCCCUGGAGGCAGCCCUGGCUCAGAUCAAAGAGAUGGACAGUGCCCUCCAGGAGCGAGUGGAGGCAGUGGCAGCUGAUGUUCAAACAUUCUCUGAGGGCUACAUCAAGGCCAUUGAGGAGCAUCGGGACAAGCUGCUGAAGCAGCUGGAGGACAUAAGGGUCCAGAAGGAAAAUUCCCUGCAGCUGCAGAAGGCACAGCUGGAACAGCUGCUGGCAGACAUGCGGACUGGAGUGGAGUUCACUGAGCACUUGCUGACUAGCGGUUCGGACUUGGAGAUCCUCAUCACCAAGGGGGUCGUAGUAGAACGGCUCAGGAAGCUGAACAAAGUUGUAUAUAGUGCCCAUCCCACGGUAAAUGAUAAGAUAUGCUUCUCUCAGGAAAAAGCAGGCUGGUGCCGUGGCUAUGAAGUUUAUGGGGCCAUUAAUACCAAAGAGGUCGAUCCAGCCAAAUGUGUCCUUCAAGGAGAAGAUCUCCACAGAGCCCGGGAGAAACAAACAGCCUCUUUCACCCUGCUUUGUAAGGAUGCCACAGGAGAGAGCAUGGGCAGGGGAGGAGACAACGUUCAUGUUGCAGUUGUCCCUAAAGAUAAGAAAGACAGUCCAGUCAAAACUAAGGUCCAGGAUAACAAGGAUGGGACAUACUGUGUUUCCUAUACCCCCAAAGAACCUGGGAUCUAUACCGUGUGGGUCUGCGUCAAAGAGCAGCACGUGCAGGGCUCACCAUUCACUGUGACGGUGAGGAGGAAGCACCGCCCACAUGCAGGCGUGUUUCACUGCUGCACCUUCUGCUCCAGUGGAGGCCAGAAAACAGUUCGCUGUGCCUGUGGAGGCACCAUGCCAGGUGGGUACCUGGGCUGUGGCCAUGGACACAAAGGCCACCCAGGUCGUCCCCACUGGUCAUGCUGUGGGAAGUUUACUGAGAAGUCUGAAUGCACAUGGACAGGUGGACAGAGUGCACCAAGGAGUCUACUUAGGACUGUAGCCCUCUGACAGUUUCCUGGGUAUGUGCUCAGGCUGGUAAAGCUGUGGUCAGCAUGACCUAGAAUUACCAGAGGACCCCAGAGCUUGAUUCAUUUUGAAGAGACUGACUGAUAGAAUUAAAAACAAAGUGCCUUAUCUAACAUUAGAGUUCAAAUGUUUUUUUGUGAGUUACUCACUAAUUGACUUACGGAUGGUUGAGCACGAGACCACCACUGCAUUUCUCUUCAAGGUAGGUUGGCAAUGUUCUCUCUAUACCAUGGGAGGCUCCUUUCUAUUUUGUAUAGGUAUGGAGGUAUCUAUGCCAUUGGAACUUAGAGAUCAUGAGGGGUAGUUUAGUUCCUUACUUUCUGAGAUAUUAGAACCUUUUUAAAUUUUUCCCUGAGCUACAUAUUAUUUAGGUGUUUCCCUCAAGAGAGUAAAAAUUUUCUUUCAUCUUACCCACUUUUUGUUAACACACUUGGUUUACCGGUACAUGUUUUGUGACCAUUAUAAUGUGAUGUUGUUUCGGAAGGCUUCUCUAUGCCACGUUCACCCUCUACCUCCAAAGCCCAGAAUACUACUAUUUGAUCAAAAGCAUACCAGUAGAAAGUUAAUAAAGAAGAGUAAUGUUGACCUAGAACUUCAUACAUUCAUUGCAGUUCUACUCAUGCCUGAUGAUCUAGAUACCUUCAUCUACCUCACAUCUCUUUGUUUUUAUAGAGUAGUCUUUGCUUUUAUCUAUGUACCUAGAAAUAGCUGGAGGCUUUGACUCCUUAGCUGUUAAAGAAUUCUGGGGAGAGGACAUACAGAGCUCUGGUGCCUCAGCCUUGCCAAGAUCUUCACUAUAUAUAUGUUUUGUGUUCUGAAACUUUUGAUUCCUUAUGUAGCAAUAAACUCAGCAUGUAUUAAAUGUAA